AUGGAGGCACCUUGUUCUGUAUACAACAUGGAGGGCAAUUCUAAUAUAGAAGCAAUGGCUGAUUCAUUAAUUGAUAAAGUGGGGAUGGAGCAUUGCUCCAAGGAUGAGGCAACGGUACAAAACGUUCCUUUUGACGAGGUGGUACCUCUACAAGAGGAAUCAGAAGAUAUUGAUCUUUGCAACAUUUUCAUGGAAGGUGACUCAAGUAAUGCGGCCUUAACUCCUGAAGUCGUGAUGAAACAAAACAAAGCAAGAACAAGAGGAUUACCAACUAGUAAAGACUUGGAAAAAUUGGAGGGCAUCUGGAAAAAGUAUGACUUUGCUGGACUGCAAUUCCAUUUCUGUAUCACCUGUUGGGACCCUCCAAAAUUUGACAAAUUGGGUAAAAAAGGAAGUGGUUUUAAUUAUAGUGUUAGUGUUUUGCGUAAAUCUACUGGGAGGGGUAAGAGCCGAAAAGCUGGUGGUUUGAUCACACUGCAGCUCCCUGGACAAAAUGAAACUUUUGAAUCUGCUGAGAGUAGCUGCUUUUCCCUUUGCCGCUUGUUUCCUGAUAUACCUGUUCGGUUUCUGAUUACAGAGCCAUAUGCUUCGCUGGUUGUAAAAUGGGAGGAAGGGGAUUUGUCAGACGUGAUUGAAGACUCUAUGGAAGAUCGAAGGGCUGGUUUUGUGGAAUCAUUGUUAAAUGCGGAUUCUUCAGUAGGAAUUAGUUCAGCCGAUGUUUGUGAUAAUUCCAAUCAGAACAAGGUUUCUGAUAUGUUUGAUGAACAAUUUGCUGCUGCAAGUCUUCAGAGCAAUAACCCUUUGAAAGAAAAGGAAAGUUACUUCUUAAGACAAGAACUAGAAAACAAACAGAAGUCACCAAGAUACAAGAGCAUGUUGGAAGCCAGAACAGCACUUCCUAUAGCUAAAACAAAAGGUGAGAUAUUGCGAUCGUUGAAGCAAAACAAUGUCGUCGUUGUUUGUGGGGAAACAGGAUCUGGGAAGACAACUCAGGUUCCACAAUAUAUACUGGAUGACAUGAUUGUGGCUGGUCGUGGUGGGCAUUGCAACAUUGUAUGUACACAGCUACGGAGAAUAGCCGCUAUUUAUGUUGCUGAAAGGGUGGCCGAUGAGAGAUGUGAACCUGCACCUGGUGUAAAUGGAUCAUUAGUUGGUUACCAAGUUCGGCUAGAUAGUGCAAGGAAUGAUCAUACCAAACUCCUUUUCUGUACAAUUGGUAUUCUUUUACGGCAAAUUGCGGGGAACAAGAGCUUUCAUGGUGUUACUCAUGUUAUAGUUGAUGAGGUGCAUGAGCGCUCAUUAUUGGGUGAUUUCCUAAUUAUUGUCUUGAAAAACUUACUGGAAAAGCAAGCUGCAUGUGGCACCCAAACAUUCAAAGUUAUACUCAUGUCUGCAACAGUUGAUUCAAGUUUGUUUUCAAGAUAUUUUGGGGACUGCCCAGUGAUUACUGCUGAAGGUCGAACUUAUCCUGUGUCAACUUUUUUUCUCGAAGACGUAUAUGAAAAAACCGAUUCGGAUUCCCCAGCCUGUUUAGGUUUUAAGACAUCUGGCCAUGAGAUUGUUGGAGGUUCUAUUGACAACCGUAGAGGGAUGAAAAGUCUUGUCUUAUCAUCGAUGGGCGACGAAACUCUUCUAUUAGAAGAAUGCAAGAACCCACACUAUGACCCCAGUGCAUAUCAGUCAUACAGUGAGCAAACAAGAAUGAAUCUGAAAAAAUUGAAUGAAGGUGUAAUUGAUUAUGAUCUUCUUGAAGAUUUGGUGUGUCAUAUUGAUGAAAACUGUGGUGAUGGAGCAAUUCUUGUUUUCUUGCCUGGAAUUUCAGAAAUUUACAGGUUACGUCAUAAGCUGGCUGCUUCUUACCGCUUUGGUGGAGGGGAAUGGCUUUUGCCUUUGCAUUCAUCUGUUGCUGCAGCAGACCAAAAAAAGGUGUUUCGGAAGCCACCCAAUAACAUGCGUAAGAUUAUAAUGGCAACCAAUAUUGCAGAGACAAGCUUGACAAUAGAUGACGUGGUGUAUGUGGUUGAUUCUGGUAAACACAAGGAGUACCGCUAUGACCCACGAAAGAAACUCUCAAUGAUGGUUGAAGAUUGGAUAUCCCAAGCAAAUGCAAAACAACGACGAGGAAGAGCUGGACGAGUAAAACCUGGUACUUGCUUUUGCUCGUAUACGCGCCAUAGAUUUGAAAAAAUGAUGCGAUCCUUCCAGGUUCCUGAGAUGCUUAGAAUGCCACUGGUAGAAUUGUGUCUGCAGAUUAAGCUGCUUUCCCUUGGUGACAUAAAACUCUUUUUGUCCAAGGCUAUUGAAAUGCCGAAGAAUGAAGCUAUAGAUUCAGCAGUCUCAUCAUUAAAAGAGGUUGGUGCUGUCGAUGAAAAUGAAGAGCUAACUCUUGGGCAUCAUUUGGCCAAACUGCCAGUUGAUUUGCUGCUUGGCAAGAUGAUGCUAUAUGGUGCAAUAUUCGGAUGUUUAUCGCCUAUCCUGUCAAUAGCUGCAUUUUUGAGUUACAAAUCACCAUUUGUUCACCUGAAAGAUGAGAGAGAAAUUGUUGAACGAUCAAAACUGGCAAUUUUGUCAGAUAAGACUGAUGGAUCUAGCAAUUCAUACUAUAAUGCUAGUCAAUCUGAUCACAUCAUAAUGAUGAUUGCCUAUGAGAAAUGGGAGAAGAUUCUCAGUGACAAAGGGGUUAAGGCUGCUCAAAAUUAUUGUAAAAAACACUCUCUCAGCAGCUCAGUUAUGCACACAAUACGAGAUAUGAGAGUGCAACUUGGAACACUAUUGGCAGAUAUUGGUCUCAUCCAUCUCCCUGACGAUUAUCAGGGUAAGAGAAAAGGAAAUCUGGAUGGCUGGUUUUCUAAUGCAUCACAACCUUUUAACAAGCAUGCUAAUCAUUGUGCAGUGGUGAAGGCAAUAUUAUGUGCAGGUCUCUAUCCCAAUGUGGCUGCAACAGUGGAGGGUAUUCAUGCUCCAGCUCUUGGAAAUCUAAGGCAAUCACUUAAAUCUAUAUCUAAGGGCAGACCUGCCUGGUAUGAUGGAAAAAGAGAAGUUCAUAUACACCCUUCUUCUAUCAAUGGUGAUUCAAAGAUCUUCCAACAUCCCUUCCUUGUGUUCCUUGAAAAGGUUGAAACCCACAAGGUUUUUCUACGAGACACUACAAUCAUCUCUCCAUAUUCUCUUCUACUUUUUGGUGGUUCCAUGCAAGUUCAUCAUCAGUUGGGACUUGUAACGGUAGAUGGUUGGUUAAAGGUAACUGCACCAGCACAAACCGCUGUGCUAUUCAAGGAACUUCGAUCAACUCUACAGUCUGUUCUCGACGGAUUGAUCCGUAAUCCACAGAGAGCAACAGUUGAGAAUGAAGUUCUGCAAUCUAUUGUUCACUUCUUGGUGGCGGGAACCAAACCUCAGGCUUAACAUAUAAUCAGCAAUACAGUUUGCAGGAUCAAAUCUUGUAAGAGCCAUUUUUUUAAUCAUGGAUUGAAAAUUGGAUUAAAUGAGAAGAGCGUCGCGUGACACCUAAACUUCUUUAGGAACGCCUUCUAUACAUAUAGAAAAAUUUGUCAAUUGCAGUCAUUUAAAAUUUUUAUUUUGUAAAUUGCAGCCAUUUAAAAAAUAAAUUACAAAUUGCACCCCAAAACAUUCUUAUAAAUUUAUUGCAAUUCGAUUCAACUUUUUUUAUUGGUUCAUGUGUCGAAUAACAUUUGAUUAAGGUUUUUAUGGGCCAUUUUAGCACUUAAGGGUCCGAAUUGAGCUCGAAAAAAAAAAAAAAACUUGUUUUGUGUAACAAAAAUGUAUGAGUUUGUGGGCAACUAUUUUUUUUGUUGUAAAAACAAGACACUUAUGUUAUUUUUUUUUUGUCAAUUUCAAGCUAAAUUCUGACCCUCAAGAGCUAAAGUGACCUAAGAACUUUUGGAUUGCAAUUUAUUUUUUAAAUGACUGCAAUUUACAAAAUACAAAUUUUAAGUGACUGUAAUUUGUAAAUUUUCCAAAUAUAUACGAUGCAUUCUGUAAUUGUAUUGCUCUGUAUUCUCAACUCCACCUUAUUGUUCUUCAUGA
Molecule: messenger RNA, 4047 nt
Organism: Chenopodium quinoa (quinoa)
Lineage: Eukaryota; Viridiplantae; Streptophyta; Magnoliopsida; Caryophyllales; Amaranthaceae
Product: DExH-box ATP-dependent RNA helicase DExH7, chloroplastic-like
Cellular component (GO): intracellular anatomical structure
Molecular function (GO): RNA binding; ATP binding
Source: RefSeq, a predicted model, not a curated record